UUCUGAUUCUCUAGCUCUUUCGCCAGGCGACCCGGGUGCGUGCUACGUAGACAGGCCUUGUUAAUUUCGAAAAACUCUGAGAAAACAUGUCUCUCGCCGACCCAGUCUCGUUCGCCAAGGACUUCAUCGCCGGUGGUGUGUCCGCUGCCAUCUCGAAGACGGCCGUGGCGCCGAUCGAGCGAGUCAAACUGCUCUUGCAAGUGCAGCAUGCGUCCAAGCAGAUCGCGGUGGACAAGCAGUAUAAGGGCAUCAUCGACUGCUUCGUCCGCAUCCCUAAGGAGCAGGGUUUUAUCAGCUUCUGGCGCGGAAACAUGGCCAACGUGAUCCGCUACUUCCCAACCCAGGCGCUCAACUUUGCCUUCAAGGACAAGUACAAGCAGGUCUUCCUUGGCGGCGUGGACAAGAAGACGCAAUUCUGGCGCUACUUCGCCGGUAACUUGGCAUCGGGUGGUGCUGCUGGAGCCACCUCCCUCUGCUUUGUCUACCCUCUUGACUUCGCACGUACCCGAUUGGCCGCUGACAUUGGCAAGGGUGGCGCCCGUGAGUUCAACGGCUUGGGCGACUGCCUGGCCAAGGUCUUCAAGUCCGAUGGCAUGGGUGGUCUCUACAGAGGCUUCGGUGUGUCGGUGCAGGGCAUCAUCAUCUACCGUGCGGCCUACUUCGGUUUCUUCGACACAGCCAAGGGCAUGCUCCCAGACCCCAAGAACACUCCCUUCCUCGUCUCGUGGGCUAUUGCUCAGGUGGUGACAACGGUUGCGGGCAUCGCUUCUUAUCCAUUUGACACAGUGCGUCGUCGUAUGAUGAUGCAAUCUGGCCGCGCCAAGAGCGAGAUCAUGUACAAGAGCACGAUGCACUGCUGGUCGACGAUCGCCAAGAAGGAGGGCACCGGCGCCUUCUUCAAGGGUGCUUUCUCCAACGUUCUCAGAGGCACUGGCGGCGCUCUUGUGCUCGUCCUCUACGACGAAAUCAAGAAGGUCCUUUAAGAAGGGCACACCUUUGUAGACGAAAAGCAAUUGUUGUUGAUUUUAGCAUGAGAAAGAGAGCGCAGAGCAAGAGCACACCUGAAGACAGACACCUCACUUUGUUGACAUGAACAUUCCAAAGACAAAAUAAUAUAUUCCUCCUUUAAUUUUGCUGUUAUUGCCAAACAAUGUUCGAUACAUUGUGCAUUCCAAUUAUACUGUGUUUUCUGAUUUCAGAAAGAAAGGUAAUUCCAUUUUUCCAAAAUAGUUAACUUAAAUGUUUGUUGUUAUUUGUGCUAACAAGAUGCACGUUGCUGUCUUGAAACCGUUUCAACUGGAAAAUAAACAAGACAAGGCCUUAAACGAA
Messenger RNA from Cloeon dipterum, 1329 nucleotides. RefSeq names its product ADP,ATP carrier protein-like. Bases 87 to 983 code for a protein of 298 amino acids. The transcript has 4 exons. Gene Ontology annotation, cellular component: mitochondrial inner membrane. Gene Ontology annotation, biological process: mitochondrial ADP transmembrane transport; mitochondrial ATP transmembrane transport; negative regulation of mitochondrial outer membrane permeabilization involved in apoptotic signaling pathway. NCBI's taxonomy places the organism in Eukaryota, Metazoa, Arthropoda, Insecta, Ephemeroptera, Baetidae. Gene Ontology annotation, molecular function: ATP:ADP antiporter activity. The record is from RefSeq and is a predicted model, not a curated record.